UUAGUACAAUUAACAAAUAAAAACUGACAAUGGUGGUAAAAAAUGUAGAAAAAUGUGAAUUAACAUGCAAUAUUGCUGUAAAAUAAUGCAGAUGAAGUAGGAGCGCCGCCUCCAGGGCCAACUAGCAAGCUGUUAACGGCGAAUGGCCAUUUUGUGCGUGACAGCUCAAUGGAACAGAGGAGACACUUUGGCAUUUUUUUUUCUGUUCCAAGAAUAAUUCAUAUGAUAAAUACCAUCGAUAUGAUGAUUGCACUGAUAAUUUAAAGUGAAACUUAAUGCAAUUAAUUAUGAUAAUAAAGUGUUAUGAAUACAAUGUUUAAAUGGUUAAAAUGAAUAACGUAUGACAAAGGCGUCGGCUGACCCAAUGAUAAUAAUGCUCAGCCAAAGAGUGUAUGUUUUGUGGAGAACGUCGGCUUCAUUUUCAGUGUUACAAGUCUGACAUUAUCGUUAUACACCAAUAUUGCAAUAGUAAUUCACUGGUUACAGUUUGCUCCACAAAUUUCAAAUUUGCUGUUGAAUUAUUCUUGGUUAAAAGUGUGACUCUCGUUGUGAGUGAUACAGCCGGAAAAUCAGAGCAGUCACAUUGUGAUAAACGAAAAUGGGAUUACGCCAGUGGAGGGAGCGGGGGACCUCCCUCGCUAAGGAGUAUAGAGAUCAAAACGCCAACUCUGACGCCUCCAACGCCGUCCUUGAACGGUGAAUGUCCCCUCUCAAACUCAACAAAUACAAGGGGUCAAACUGCCCACAGAACCAAAUCGCGAGUGGAUGCAAUGUUGGAACGUGCUCUGACACAGCCGCAAAAGUGUUCAGUAGAUCCUCUCGAUAACGCCCAGAGCUGGGGCAUACCAAUUUGGACUACCGGAAGUUUUCAAAUUUGGCUGGACAAAGUAUACUCAUCACUGCGAGACAACUCCAAUCUCAAGUGUAUUCGUCGCAAUAAUUCAGUAGAUAAAGACAUUAAAGUUAAAGAAUUUGACAAGUCGUACAUAAAGUUUGAGUCUUUCAAGCGAGAGACGAGGCCUGUUUUUCUGGAAUUGCCAGUCUGGCCUACCCUCAAUUUGGACGGUGAGCCGGGCACUUGCCCCUUCGACAAAAAGAAGGGCGAUAUAAAGCCAGAGAAGAAGGAUAAAUCCGAAUCCAAGAGAGACAUGACACGUAGAUCACGUGCUACGGCAACAAGAGCCAGAAGAUCCGAACAACUGGUCGCUGGUUACUGUGAAAUUUGUAGAAUUGACUAUCGAGAUCUCAACAAACACGUCCAGAGUGACAAACAUCUCGCUUUUGUUCGUAAUGAUGAUAAUUUUUUGUCACUGGACACACUCAUCAAUUCAGGCGCAAGUGUAGAGGCUUUUCUCAAGCUCAAUCAGGCCGAUGAUGUCGGGCAGGAUUUAUUCUCCAAUGGAACUGAUAAACUUCACAGUGUUGUUAUAAGAAACUCAAAAUCCGAUAAAACAGUUAAAUCAGACAUCAACGAUUACCACAUUGAUGAACUCAAAAUGGUGCAGUGCAAUGGUGCAAGACGUAAGCUUAAUCUUAAAUUAAGCUCACCCCAUAAUUUACGAGCGCGAACUAAACAUGAGAGUGGACAUUUGUUGCGUUCAAAAGGUAGUCCAAGACAUGAAGUUGAAAAAUCGGACAAAUUUUACGAUAAGUUUGAUGGUUUUACAAUUAAAAAACGAGCUAAAGGAACAAUAUGGAUUGAGGAGGACGAUCCACCAGAGAAUAAGAACUGUGUGGACGACGAGGUAGACUCUAAGAGUUCAAUUGUAGAGGAGAAGAGUCCUCUGAGUGAGCUGAACGAUGCUAGGUCGAUAAAGAGUAAGGAACGUAGCCAGAGUGACAAAAAAUCUCAAUUAUCGAGAGUAGAAGAGAGAAAGGAGAAGAAAUAUCCUUUCGAGAAUGGACGGGACGAGGCCCCAGACAAUUCAUUGGGCCCCAAAACUGUUAAUGGUGACUCUAGACUGGAUGGAGAGCCUGAGGAGAAAUCCCCAGGGAAAGCAGUGCUCGUAAACGGUUCUGCAAAGUCUCCAGUAGCAAAUCUCCCUGAUCCACUGAAUCCUGUUGAUGAAGGAGAGCCCAAUAAAGAUGAAAUAGAAGAACCUGUGCUUGAAUUGCCAGACUGUAACCAAGUGAAAUCUCCGGAAAAAAUCCAGCGACCAAUAAGAAUCUCAGAGAGUGAAAAACAGGAGGAGAAAUCUAAACCCAAAUUACCAAAACGUGGCAUGAGAUCGAUGAGAACACGUCAGAGACUGUCAGUUGAGGAACGUCUGAUCGAGGAUAAUCGCGCUUACUACAAGGUUGAGGUACUCGGUAACAAGUUGCGAUCAAGUACAGCUCAUUGGAGUAACGCCCCAAGUGCUCCCCCGAUCAAAGAGUCUAAAGAACCUGAGGAUAGAAUCAAAGAGCCAGAAGAAACAACAAAAAAGGAUGACGAGCCGUCCAGUGAAAAACCGGUGGUGGUGCGAUUCAAGAGAGUGAGAAAAUCCGAGUUAUCACUGUUGAGUGAUGAGGCUGAAUCGUUCAUGUUCGGUGAUUCGAGACGAGACGACUCCACAGACGCCAGUGAGAACGGCGAUGACAAUGUUAGUAGCAGUAGUGUUUUACCAGGAGACACCGAGAGUGAUUGUGAACGUCAAACCUCGUCAAUUAUCGUAUCAUCGCCAACGAAUAGCCCUCCGAAGCCAGAGCCCAUGGACGAUGACUCUCAAGACUCCAUGUACAUGGGACGUGCAAGAAAGAGAAGACGCACACAAGCAGAGGCGUUAAUAAAGGAUAACACAGACUAUUACAAAUUCGAGACACCCGGUAGCAGACUGAGAUUUCAAGGCUCACCAACAGCUACCGGUGAAGAAUUAUCAAGUAGUAUUGUUCAAGUGUUUCACGACGAUGAAUCCCCCAAAGUGAGCUCCCCUCAGCUCGAAUCAGGCACUGAUAAUAGAGACAAUAAUGGGGAAAAGAGUGAUAGUAACGUGAAUUGUGAAAAACUUUAUCCGUCCAAGCCUUCGGCUGAAGUUGAAAAAAUGAAGUUUUCCUUUGAAUCUGUACCGAAAUCUGAGCCGUGGUAUCAAACUUAUCAGCGUCAGGAUGAGGGGGCUGAGUUCUGGCAUUUUUCCAGUGAAUCAGACUGGAAGAAACCCUUUCUUUUACCCUACGAGAUGGAGAAUUUUCACGAGAAUCUACUCAAGCUUUAUCAGAAAAACGACGCUAGGAAGAAAAUCAAGGCUGCUAAAGCAAAUUGUUUUGGUAGAUCACCGAGGAAGAGCCCGAGGUGUCACGCCUCCACUCUAGCCAUCAUGUCCACGAUAAUUCGUAAGAGAGAGCAGCAGUCUCACUCUUCGAGUACUAGUGUAGCUGAUGAGGAGUCACGAUCACGAACUACGACGCCUAAACCCGAUAAACCAGAUAAAUCUGACAAAUCUGACAAGUCUGACAAAUCUAGUACUGAUCUGGAGAUACAUAAAAUAGCCAAGAGCAUAGAUGACAUGCUGAAUGCCGAUGGGGGUCUCAUCGACGACUCUUUCGAGGUCGAUACGAUGGCAACGAUAAUUGAAAACGAACAGCCUGAGCCUGAGAAGGACUUCAAAAGCCCCUCGUCCUGUACCCUACGAAUACCCGGAGCUCCUGAUAAUCUCCUGGACCUUCUGGACAAUUGCCAUCAACACAUGACUGGCAUAGACAACUCAUCCUGCGCUAGUUCUGAAUGUGGAGAGUUGCUGAUUGAGUCCCCCUUGAAGCGAAGGAAACGGCGGAAAAAUCGUACUGGUUGGCCAGGUAGAAUCCGCAGAAGAUUACAAGUGAAACCAGCAAUCACUCAGGACGUUGAUUCUGAGAGGGAGAAUCUCCCAGCUCCGCCCCAUCGACGUCAAGGCACUGCUGGUGAAGAAGAGGAGGAAGAGGAAGAGGACGAGGAGGAGGAAGACGACGAAGAGUUCGAUCAAGAAAGGGAUAAACUUGUCAAAUGUGAUCGAACUAAAGCCCCACCAACUGACUUUGUCGAAAGUCCCCCAUCCAAGUGUGAACAAGAGAAAACAUCUAACGACGAGAACCACGAGAAUGUGUUCAGGAAUGAUAACAAAUCAUCCCCCACUAAGCAGCAUAUUGCAUCGAAAUCCUCGACUCGAAGGCGUCGAGAUACAAAUAGAGAAUCAGGGAGACCUUCCUCGUCAGACACUAUAGAUUCUCAUUUUGAAAUUGAAAACGAUGAUUCUGGGUUCAGAAGGAAGAGCCAAUCCACUAUAAUAUCACGAAAGAAUUACACUACUGGAACAUUAGCUAAUAAACGUAGACAGCCUGAAGCUGACGAUCGUGAGAGCAAAACUUCGGAUAUCACUGAAGCAGAAACAAAUUCAGUUGGUAGUCAGAGUGAUGCUGAAUGCACGAGGAAAGAAUGUGCCAAUUCAACCAAGAUUAUCAAGAAGUCAACGAUAAAGACACGAACGCGUCAGCGUAAAAGUACCUCAGGUGACUCGACAUUUGACACUGAAACCUGCAAAAAGGAGUCUUUAGAUGCAGAAGUCGAGAGUCCACUGUCAGAGAGAAUAAGUCCAGUCCCUCAGCACACAGGGGAGAUGCAGCAGAGACGCUCAAGCAUUGAAUUUCAACCUGUCGUAAGGGUAAUGAAAAUCGAUGACCAAGUGGAUAUGGAUCACAGUAUUCUAUCGGUUACAGUAGCGAGUAAUCGCCGAUUGAGAAGUUCCAGUUCACCAAGAUCUCGUAAUUCACCCCCAGCUAAACGUUACAAACGAUCGAGGGGUCCAUUCGGUAGAUGGAUGAAAGACAGUUGAGAGGACUGUAUGAAAUCAGUGGUUUUAACCAAGGAACCGGUGUAAAAAAAAAAAUUAAUUGAAUUACAUUUUUAGUAAUUUUCCUGUGAAUAUUGAACAUUUAAUCACGAUUAGAUUAAUCAAUAUAAUGAACUUUUAAUGUACAAAGUGAGAAGAUCCGUAUUUGUCUUAUGUACUUUAGUAUUUAACGUCCUUUCAUAUUGUAAAACCCUCGAUUGUAUUAUUAUUAUUAAUAUUACUAUUACCGUCAUUGCUUUUUUUUCAAAGGUAACAUUAAUGCCCUUCAUGAAUUAUUGUUUUGACGAGAAACAGAUAGAGCUAAUGGAUUUUAUAAUGUUUUAAUUUUCCCGCUAAAAAUGUAAAUAUCUUUUUUUUUAUUUCNCUCCCCCCCCCCUCCCUUGAUGAUACGGGAUUGAAGACUGGAUACAGCUUUACGAUACUGUACUUUCUCCUCUCAAAAUCAUUUUUCCUGUCAUUUCUUGUGAGUCACGAGCCGCGCAGGACAUUAAUAAAAUAUAUCAUGUUUUUUUUAUGUUUUUCUGUUUAUUUUCUGUUCAAACAAAAUGUGUGUACCAAUUUUUUCAUAUUUUAUAGUCGAAUUAAUGGAAAUACUUCGUUGUAAAAAAGAGAAAUACAGGAUGAAAUAUCUGAGUCAA
Diachasma alloeum is the source of this 5440-nucleotide messenger RNA. RefSeq lists its product as uncharacterized. Gene Ontology annotation, biological process: positive regulation of nuclear cell cycle DNA replication; regulation of cell cycle phase transition. Gene Ontology annotation, molecular function: nucleic acid binding; protein serine/threonine kinase activator activity; zinc ion binding. Bases 393 to 4784 code for a protein of 1463 amino acids. Gene Ontology annotation, cellular component: Dbf4-dependent protein kinase complex; nucleus. The transcript has 4 exons. NCBI's taxonomy places the organism in Eukaryota, Metazoa, Arthropoda, Insecta, Hymenoptera, Braconidae. The record is from RefSeq and is a predicted model, not a curated record.